Messenger RNA from Paramecium pentaurelia, 592 nucleotides. The record is from the annotation of a GenBank genome assembly. Lineage: Eukaryota; Ciliophora; Oligohymenophorea; Peniculida; Parameciidae.
AUGAUCAAUGAAGAGUUAGCAUAACAAAUAAAUUAAUAAAUUUAAUUAAAAAAAAAACAACCAUGUGAAUUAGAAAUUCUUCGAAAAUAAAAAAUCUAAAAUUUUGUUGCUAAUAACUUAGUUUGUAAAAUAAUAAUAUUAGAACUUUAAGAAGUUAUUUUAAAUAUUAACAAUUUUCGAAAGUAAGAGUAAUUCUUUUUGUUCCUCUUUUAGAAGCUGGAUCUGCAGUUCUAAUAAAUUACUAUUAAAGAAUUGUUUCAAUUUUUUAUGAGCAUCAAUAAGAAAAUGAUAUUGAUACUGUAUAAUAUAUCUAAGAAAUGCUUAGUUUAUGACGAUUUCAUAUAAUCAAAUAAAGUAUUCUUUUGAAUACAUAUUACAUAUUCAGUAUAAAAUUCUUCUCAGAGGAUAAAUUAAGAAAUUAUAAAAUUUUAAAUAUUGUCACCAGCUUCAUAUUUUAAUGAAAAUCAUCUGGAAGAAUUCUCAAUAAUUUUUUCUAAUAAUCUAUCUUUAUUUGAUAGUCAAAAAAAUUGAGUUAGCUUGGAUGUAUUAGAAAUAAUUGGCAAUUUCUUAUUUGCUCUAAUAUAAAUUUUGA